CUGCACGGGUGGAGCGUUCCCAUUCUGCUAAAGAUGAAAGCCUGGGGUUGGCUGGCCCUGCUUCUAGGGCCUCUGCUGGGAACUACCUGGGCUCGAAGGAGCCAGGAUCUACACUGUGGAGCUUGUAGGGCUCUAGUAGACGAGCUAGAGUGGGAAAUCGCUCAAGUGGAUCCCAAGAAGACCAUUCAGAUGGGAUCUUUCCGGAUCAAUCCAGAUGGCCGCCAGUCAGUAGUAGAGGUACCCUAUGCCCGCUCAGAGGCCCAUCUCACAGAACUGCUAGAGGAAGUGUGUGACUGCGUGAAGGAGUUUGGAGAACAGAUUGACCCUUCCACUCACCGCAAGAACUACCUUCGGGUUGUGAGCCGGGGUGGAGAAUCCAGUGAACUGGACCUGCAGGGCAUCCGAAUUGACUCAGACCUCAGUGGCACCCUCAAGUUUGCUUGUGAGAGCAUUGUGGAGGAAUAUGAGGAUGAACUUAUUGAAUUCUUUUCUCGAGAAGCUGACAAUGUUAAAGACAAACUUUGCAGUAAGCGCACAGAUCUAUGUGACCAUGCCCUGCACACGUCUCAUGAUGAGCUAUGAACUACUGGAGUAUCCCAGACCAGCUUGAUGGAUCACCCUCCGAAGGGGAAGAUGGUGGCAUUGUCUUUUAUAUUAUGUUUUUAUGGAAAUGAACUG
Molecule: messenger RNA, 678 nt
Organism: Perognathus longimembris pacificus (Pacific pocket mouse)
Lineage: Eukaryota; Metazoa; Chordata; Mammalia; Rodentia; Heteromyidae
Product: protein canopy homolog 2-like
Cellular component (GO): endoplasmic reticulum
Source: RefSeq, a predicted model, not a curated record